Trematomus bernacchii (emerald rockcod) is the source of this 1301-nucleotide messenger RNA. RefSeq lists its product as uncharacterized. The transcript has 5 exons. NCBI's taxonomy places the organism in Eukaryota, Metazoa, Chordata, Actinopteri, Perciformes, Nototheniidae. Gene Ontology annotation, molecular function: protein tyrosine kinase binding; MHC class II protein binding. Gene Ontology annotation, cellular component: external side of plasma membrane; membrane raft. The record is from RefSeq and is a predicted model, not a curated record. Bases 107 to 865 code for a protein of 252 amino acids. Gene Ontology annotation, biological process: T cell activation; positive regulation of ERK1 and ERK2 cascade; interleukin-15-mediated signaling pathway.
GGGUCCUACUUAUCACAGGAAGUGGGUGCAGCCUCUCAGAUAAACCACUUUUUUAGAGACAUCACAUCAGAACAAGAGAUAGAGGAAACAGAGACGGAGAAUCAAGAUGGAUGAGUUCAAACUGAUUAAAAUUUCUUUAUUUCUCGUUCUGCUGCUUCAGUCUACAGCGGCAGUUAAAAGACAGCCUUCCCUCUUCUUCACUGUCAGAGUUGGAGAGGAAGUCACUUUGCCUUGUAGCGGUGUGAGAGAUGAUCAGGACGGAUGUAACGGUACUGACUGGACCUUCAAUCAUUUAGGACCCAGAGAAGUAGAUCAGGUUAAACGUGGGCAGAUUGUUGAAGAAGCAAAAGCUAAAUCAGACAGACUGAGUGUCCCAGAGAAUUGUUCUCUACAGGAGGUCAGAGAGGAGGAUGCUGGUCGUUACAUCUGCACAGAGAUCAGAUCAGGACGACAACAAGGAGAAGACGCUCAUGUUUACCUGACUGUUGUUAGCUUGACUGAACAUCAGGACAAUGAUGAGGUGACGUUACGCUGCUCUGUGUUGAAUAAUGCAUGGUGCAGACACACAGUGAAGUGGCUGUUCCAGGGUCAGGAUGUGGAUAAAGAUCUCAAAGAUAUGAACACAUCAGAAUCUCACUACGAGGCCUCUGUGACAUUUCUGACUUCUCAUGUUGGAUACAGAUCAGGGCUUCAUUUAUUUACUUGUCAACUAACUGAUGAUCACACAGGGGAAGUAUUUCUGUUUCCCUUCAGCACUCCGUCCUCAGGUCUCUUGAGGCUCAUCGUGGUGUCUGUGGGUUUAGCAGCUCUCAUUAUGAUCGUUGUGGCGGUCAACAUAUGGACAAGAAUUAAAGGUGCGUUAUGAUGUAGAUGAUGGUACAGUGAACUGAGAAAACAUCAGACCUCCUGAUGGAGUUUGAGCAACACUUCUGCCUCCAUCAGACUCCACUGAUCAACAACGUCUACAUCCAUCACCGUGUUUCACAUCAGGAAGACUUUAAGAUCAUUGUUUUGUAUGAAGUUAGGUUUAUUUAGCAGCUGGAUUUGAACCUUUUAGCAUUUUACUUUAAUGUUUUACUUUCUUAUAUUGCCUGAAGAUUUCAGAGCUACUUUUAAUAUCUACUGAUUGUUUUUGAAGAUACAGCAGCUUGAGCUCAGUUUAAUAUCUCUGUGUGCUGUGUCUGCUGUGUUGGGAUGUGUUUGAGGGGUCUUCACCCUUAAUGAAGUCAGUAACAGUCCUUUCUUUAUAACAUGUGAUGACCAUAUCAUCUGCAAAUAAAUACAUGUUUAUCUUAGUCUUA